UCCCGGUAUAUAUGACUCAGCACACAUAUGAGAGUCACACCUCUUGCUGAAAACAUCUCUGUCCACCACAAACUGUCGUUUGCAUUUUAACUUGUUGACUGAAGUUUCGGAGGAUUUAAAGCAGGAGAGAUUGUGUCCGAGUUACUUUCGCUUUGUACAAAGAACAGUCAGAAUGGUGAAGUGCUGCGGGCUCGUGUCAGAGACAAAUAUUCCAGUUCCUCUGAAGAACAUCUCAGUGGAUCUGCAGGUCCAGGAUCAUAUAGUUUCAGUCUCCUCCAGUCUGCAGUAUGUGAAUGAAGAACUUUCUCCUCUGGAAGCUGUGUUUGUGUUCCCUCUGCCCGCUGAUGCUGCUGUCUGCCACUUCAGUGCCAAGAUCGGAGAGCAAGAGAUUGUGGCCGAGGUGCAAGACAGACAGAGCGCGAAGGAUCAGUAUGAUGAUGCUGUGAGUUCAGGCCAGCAGGCGUUUCUUUUGGAAGAGAGUGAAGAGAGUUCUGAUGUUUUCAGACUGAGUGUCGGGUGUUUGUCACCGGGUCAGAAGGCCACCGUCACCAUCAUUUAUGUGAUGGAGCUCGCUGUGCAGGCUGACCACGCCCUGCGCUUCUGUCUGCCCGCUGUACUCAACCCACGAUACACACCAGCAGGUUCUGGUGGUGGAAUCGUUUCUGAGGUUUCAUCAGUAUCUGCCGUUCCGUACUCUCUCUCUCUUGGUGUCCAUGUGAGAUCUUCAAACCCAGUUUCCAAACUUGAGUCCAACUGCCGUCUGGAUCCUGUAGAGUUCCUGAACUCUGAUCACACUCAUGCAACGGUGAGUCUCAGUCCCGGUCACAUGUUUGAUAAAGAUGUUGAGGUGUUUGUGUACUACGAGAAUACCCAUCAGCCCACUGCAGUCGUGGAGGCAGGAGUGGCCACUGCACCACCGGGUUCUUUGAUGGCCGAUCCAGUGCUCAUGAUCAGUUUGUACCCAGAGUUCCCUGAGGAAGUGAUGUCAUCAUUGGUAUCUCAAGGCGAGUUUGUUUUUGUGAUUGACAGGUCAGGCAGUAUGGACUGCAUGAUGCAUCAUGGGGAAGGGGCACAGAUGCGCAUACAAAGUGCAAAGGACACACUGCUGUUACUGUUGAAGAGUCUGCCCAUGGGAUGCUACUUCAAUAUCUAUGGAUUUGGCUCUCACUUUGAGUCCUUUUUCCCGCAGAGUGUCGUGUACAGUCAGGACACGAUGGAAGAGGCUGUGAAGAGGGUUCAGCAAAUGGGAGCAAACAUGGGUGGCACAGAGAUUUUAGAGCCUCUGAAACACAUCUACAGUCAGCCGUGUUUCCCCGAUCACCCCAGACAGUUGUUCAUCUUCACUGAUGGAGAAGUGUGCAACACUAAACAGGUGCUGGACCUGGUGAAGAGUAACGUCUUCUCUCACAGGUGUUUCUCAUUUGGGAUCGGUGAGGGUGCGAGUAGCGCCCUCAUUUCAGGAAUGGCCAGAGAAGGUUCUGGUCACGCUCAGUUCAUCACAGGCGCUGACCGUAUGCAACCCAAAGUGAUGCAGUCGCUCAGAUUUGCGCUGCAGCCAGCGGUCGAUAACAUCUCUGUGACCUGGACUCUUCCUGACGGCGUCUCUGUCGAAACACUGUCCCCACCCAUCCGGGUGCUCUUCCGGGGUCAAAGGGCAAUCAUUUACGCACAGCUGAAAGGACAGAGUUCUGGAAGCUGUGAGGGAGCAGUGAUGAUGAAAUACAACCUGAAAAAUCAACCAGUGACUAACCAGAUAAACUUCACCCUAAAACCAGCCCAAGACACAGGAUUGGCCGUCCACCGGCUGGCGGUGCGCUCUGUGAUUGGUCGUCUGGAGCAGGAGGAGCGAGCGGGAGGUGCAGAUGUGGAGGAGAUCAAGAGAAAGAUGGUGGAGCUCAGCAUUCAAGCAGGAGUGAGCUGCGUUCAUACGGCCUUCAUCGGCAUUAAUAAAAACAACAGAGAGACUGUGAAAGGACCACUGCUGCAGAGGAGAGUCCCGACACAACGUCAGUCGUAUUUAUUUGGGAUGCCUGCGAUGGGGCGGAUGGCUAGGAGCUGUGCUGCUAGGGUGCUAGGGAGUCCCCCUAUGUUCAUGAGCUGUGCCCCUAUGAUGAUGCCACAAGCCCAAAUGAUGAAGUGCAGUGCCACCCCUCCGAUCCCUUUCUACAGCUCGAUGAUUGAAUGUGAUGAAAUAUCACAGCCGGAGGCGGAACCCCAGCAGGACCCUUUGCUCCAGCUGAUCACUCUUCAGAAGGCUGCAGGAUUCUGGGAGCUUGGUGCCUCAUUGGCUCAUGUGAUUGGAAAGGCAGAAGAUCAGGUGACCAAUCAGAAACCAGACAAGGUGGAUGGGUCAGUUUGGGCCACAGUUCUGGCUCUGAUCUGGUUAAACGGGUUUAAAAAAGAUGAUCAGGUUGAAUGGCAGUUUAUGGCUAUGAAGGCGGUGUCAUGGAUUCACUCGCAGAAAGUGGGCACUCUCUCUCAGUGUGUGUGUGCUGGGAAUCUCCUGCUGGAUUGUCAAGUGUCUGAAGACAUGCUGGGAAUCUAAAGACGCUCUUUCAGUGUGUUUCAUCAACAUUAACUACAUAUACUCAGUGCUUUUUUGCUGAUAUCACAAUUUAACUUUAAUAACUGACAGAUGUAUUUAUCUUUGUAUCAGUUAUUAUUAAAACUGUCCUGAACUCAUAUUAGUGUUGUGUAUGUGAUGCUGUAAAUAUUCACACUGCUUGUGACUUCCUAGUCUGAUACAGUGCCUUCACAAAGUUUUCAGACCCCUUAAU
Molecule: messenger RNA, 2777 nt
Organism: Xyrauchen texanus (razorback sucker)
Lineage: Eukaryota; Metazoa; Chordata; Actinopteri; Cypriniformes; Catostomidae
Product: von Willebrand factor A domain-containing protein 5A-like
Exons: 19
Coding region: 173-2545 (790 amino acids)
Source: RefSeq, a predicted model, not a curated record